This is a messenger RNA of Cydia pomonella (codling moth), 1244 nucleotides long. RefSeq names its product carbonyl reductase [NADPH] 1-like. Lineage: Eukaryota; Metazoa; Arthropoda; Insecta; Lepidoptera; Tortricidae. The record is from RefSeq and is a predicted model, not a curated record. Bases 274 to 1110 code for a protein of 278 amino acids. The transcript is spliced from 4 exons. Gene Ontology annotation, molecular function: carbonyl reductase (NADPH) activity.
UUAGUUUUUUUGGGAAAACCUUGUAUAUUGGUGCGGUCUGGAAAAGAGUUAAUCCUAUUAAAUAUUGAUCAAUAUUGACAGUAUUAUUGACACUUGGGUAUCGCGUGAUUAUAUUGAUAGCGUAAAUUCGCCUUAUUGUCUGAGGUACUUACAUCUGUCAAACGUCAAACUCAAACAAGCAAGUCAUUAUAACGUAGUGAUUAUAUGCUCUUUGGUUUCUUCUAAAAAUAUUGUUCGGUAGGAACUUGGUAAAAGUAUAAAUUGAACCAAAAAAUGGUCACCAAAGUUGCUGUAGUGACCGGAGCGAAUAAAGGCAUAGGUUUUGCGAUCGUCCGAGGCCUCUGUAAGCGAUUCGAUGGCGUCGUAUACCUUACAUCCCGCGACGAAACUCGGGGUGAAAACGCUGUGACACAACUGAUUAAAGAGGGUUUACAUCCAAAAUAUCACCAGUUAGAUAUUACUAGCGUGAAAAGCGUUGAGAAGUUUCGCGAUUAUAUAAAGAAAGAGUACGGCGGCAUUGAUAUUUUGGUAAACAACGCCGCUAUUGCGUUUAAAAACAAUGCGAAAGAGCCGGUAACGGUGCAAGCCGAGCAGACUUUAUUCGUGAAUUAUUUCAGUCUGCUGUCUACUUGCGAGAUUUUGUUCCCUAUACUGCGUGUUGGGGCCAGAGUGGUCAAUAUCUCGAGCUCAUGCGGUCAUUUGAAUCAAAUACCUAGUGUGGCUUUGAGAAACAGAUUUAAGGACCCUAACUUGACCAUAGAGCAGUUGGGAGAGUUGAUGCAGGAGUAUAUAGAGGCGGCUAGGAAGGGGGCGCAGCUGGCGGAAUGGGGCAACUCGUCAUAUGUGGUGUCUAAGGUUGGAGUGACAGCACUGACCAAGAUACAACAACGAAUGUACAAUGAUAGAGAUAUAAAGGUUAACGCCGUGCACCCCGGCUACGUGGCCACGGACAUGUCGUCUCACAAGGGCCCGCUAACAAUCGACGAAGGCGCCUCGGCCCCCCUGUUUCUGGCCCUAGACGCCGGGGACUCCGUGCGGGGACAGUAUGUGUGGUACAACAGCAAGAUUGUCUCCUGGGACGGGGAGAAGCCGGAAGCGGCCGGCCAUUAGAAAAUCACUGAAGAAUAAUGAAAUCUGGCCACGCUGAAAUUCAUGCGGGAAAUCCAAAGAAAGUGACCCGUUUUUAUAAAUCUAGAGUGUAGAAUAAAUUAGUGCCUAUUAACAUUAAAACACUUGUAGUAGUA